Durusdinium trenchii is the source of this 1510-nucleotide messenger RNA. The record is from the annotation of a GenBank genome assembly. Lineage: Eukaryota; Dinophyceae; Suessiales; Symbiodiniaceae.
CAGAGCAGCAAAGCAAGGCUGAAUGUCUUAGCGAAAGACAUGUAGCAUUUGUUGGUGCCAUGGAAGAAGAUGCAUGCGGCGCAGACUCCCACUGCUUUAUCUCAGGGGCGUGGCCAGUUCUGACGGCAUGGCUGGGCUUCACCAUUGUAGGUCUUAGCACUUGCAGCAAUGCCUAUCGGCACCUCUUGAACUUUACUCGGCCUGACUUGCAACCUCAUGUGCUCCGCAUCAUCUUGGUGGGCCCUAUCUAUGCCUUCAGCGCUUCGCUUUGCCUGUCUGUUGGCGAGAGUGAAUGCUUUUUCAUUAGAUCUGUCCGAGAUAUUUGGGAAGCUGUUGUGAUCUACUCCUUCCUGACGCUGAUUAUUGAAUACAUGGGUGGCGAGCACCUUUGUCUUCACAGCAUCUCGCAGAAUGACGAGGCUGUGCCGCACUUGUUCCCUUUGAGCCUUUGCCUUCCGCCCAUUGCCACUGGCUCCAUGAUCCGCAUGCCCAAGAUGGGCGCGUUGCAGUUCGUUGCAGUGAAGCCAGUUGUGGCGGUGAUUUCGAUCAUAGUGUACGCCUGUGGCCAGCUUCAUAACUGGUACUACCAGUGGACGCUCUUUGUGAUUUACAAUAUCUCCUACAGCGUUGCGCUCUAUGCUCUGUACUUGAUCUACUGGUCAUCGCAUGAGCAAGAGGCUUUGCAAUCGAAGCGACCUUUGUUGAAGUUUGCAAGUGUCAAGAUGAUUGUGUUCUUAACCUUUUGGCAAGCGCUGUUGCUGCCGCUGGCGCCACUACCUGGCAGCAAAUCAAAAUGGGAGGAUUUUAUCCUGUCAAUCGAGAUGAUUGUGUUUGGGGUUCUCAUGAAUCUUGCCUUUUCAUGGAGGGAAUUCAGUAUUGCUGCUUCACGAGCUCCAGCAGGGCGAGGUGGUGCCCCAGACCUCAUUGACCUUGACGGGAAGAAGGAGUCAGGUAAAGCUCCAUCAGCGACCUCGGCCACUUCCCCAGAACGCAAGGACGUCUCCGCGGACGUUAGCCCUAGCUCAGAGCAAGGGCGAACUAGCGUGGUGCAGAAUGCCAAGACAGCUUUCUGUCCUCGAGACAUCAUGAUGGAUGCCUCCAACAAUUUUUCCAAGAGAUACAAACAGCAUGUUCUCAUAGAGACCGCCCAGGACUACGAACUGGAGGCCCCUCAGGGCCCCACAUCUUCCACCAAUGGAAUCCAUGUGGAUCUUCUGGAUACAGCGAUGACAACGAAAGGCUCACUAAGUGCACUUAAACACCUCCGACCGGCGGCGUUAAAGCUGGGUCGGACACGCCGCGCAGAUGAGGAGAUAGGUGAAGUGAAAGAGGUUACAGCAUCUGCUGGUGGGGCAGAGCACAGGCUUGAUGGCGAGGGCACUGGCCCAGUCACCAAGGAGGAAAUUGAGGCUGCCAAGAAGGUUGAGAACGUUUAGCCAUUCUAGGCUUCACAGCAUGGUCUUUUGGACAGCAAUGUCUGUUGGCUGUUGCAAACAGGCUUGGACUCUUG